AUGCUUGAAGCUUUUGCAACGUCUAUCCAAUCCAUGAUCUUGAACUUGUUUCAGCCACAGAUCAUUUUUGUCACUGCUCCGGAGGAAGAUGCAGAUCAGGAUGACAUUGUUAGCAUACAGAGUGGUAGCUCAGACAUAUCUGAUCACAGAACUUCGGACAUUAAUCUGGUUGGGCCGCUGAUGGACGAGAAUGCGUUCUUGAGGGCGGAACUUACCAGGGAGAGGGAUCAUUGCACAUAUCUCCGGGGUGCCAUUUCUACAAUUCUUACCACCAUCAAAGAUGGUGUGCAGUGCAAAGUUUGCACCAAAGUUAUCUGCCAGCCAUACACAGUGUGGCCACUCAUUUUGUCUGCGCUGUCUUCAACAGACCUUGCGUGUGAUAUUAUGCGACCAUAUACAAUUCAAGCUUGGCAUGGAUUGGCCCCGUACGCCAAAGGACCAAUGUCCGCACAACAGAUGUCGACCAUCGGGGAGAUGAUCCGCCGAUUGAGCGAUUGUUGUCUUCUGUUACCGGUGUACAAAUGCCCCAAGUGUCAUAGCUGGAUUUCUUCUAGGCCAAUUCCUGCAUUUGCACUAAUGCAGCUUGCGGAUGACGUGGCAAGGUUGUAUCAGAAAUUCAGACAAGAGAAUCCAAACGGUGACGUACUAACAGUGUACACUCGAUUUCCGCACCUAUACUUCCCUGAUUUGCAUCUUAGUAUAGAGGACAGACAGGGCCUUGCUGUCCCCUUUAGUGCCUCCCAAUACCGCUUCCAAUAUCCACCUGUACUUCCUAAUAGGCCAUUACCACCGCUCACAGAACUACUCCCGAUAGCAUCCACACCUCUCAGAACCCAAAUGGAUCAUAGUGAGGGUGUAGGAAAGGGCGCUGGAUGGUGCAAUUGGGCAUGGUUGGAUGUGGAGAUCGCUGGAUUACUGGAUUCUGGAAGAGUUGAAAUCGAUAUCGAUGAUGUCCUUCUGGCCGUGUUUACCAUGGAGGGUCACGGUCAAACAUUCAGCCUCACAUGUAACCAGUCCGAGCAAUCGGAGAUUGGACAAAUACAAGUGUUGGUCAACGUUCAACAUUCUCUGCCCCUGUCGGAUUUAGGCAGGCAGAGACUUCAAGAAUGGCAACGCCCCUUGAAGAAAAUUUUGAUCAUUGGAGUACUGGGUUAA
This is a messenger RNA of Suillus discolor, 1155 nucleotides long. RefSeq lists its product as uncharacterized. The record is from RefSeq and is a predicted model, not a curated record. Bases 1 to 1155 code for a protein of 384 amino acids. The transcript is spliced from 7 exons. Lineage: Eukaryota; Fungi; Basidiomycota; Agaricomycetes; Boletales; Suillaceae.